AUGGGUGGGACAGUGGGCUCUAGAGGCUCCACCGAGGACCUGGCGCGGGCAGCCGGGUCAGGCCAGCCCUGCAGCCCAGCCCAUGCUCUCGGAGCCAAACACAGGGCUGGGGAGCGGCUCAGAGACUUCAGGAGGAAAAGUAAAAGCUGUCACCAGGAACCUGUUAUUCUGGCCUCACUGAUUCCUGGGUUGGAUGUCGUCUACUGUCACUCAGAAAGAAGGCUCUCUGGGCUCAGCCUGCGGGGCGGGUCUGCAGCCCUGUGCAGCAGAGAGCACUCGGGGAGAACCGUCCAAUCCCGGCACAGCCAGCGAGGACAGGGCGGCUUCCGCGAUCUGCCCACGGGGCUCGGAGGUGCCUGUCUCCGGGUCCAGCAGUCCUGCGAUCUGGCUUUUGGCUUCUGUCGCCAGCCCUGGGGUCUCGCUGGCUUUGCCYUGCAGGUGCUGAAGAUCCCUGGUGGCCGCCUGGCUCCCAAGCGCCAGGAAAUGGACCACCCAGGCCGGUGCAUUCCUGGCGCUGAGGCCCAGAACCCGAGAGCCUUACCACCGGUUCCUGUCCCUGCGCACCUCGGCCUGUGCAGACCCCUGGUGGGUGACAUUGGGUUAGAUGGUGCCGGAGGCCCCACGAUGCUACUGCAGCACCUGCCACACUCCACUGGGCUCUUGGGCGCCAUUUGUGCCACGCGCGGACCAGGCGACUGCGCAGGCACAGCUGCCACUUCUGCCGCUGCAGCCAUCAACCCACCAAAGGGCUUCCCUUGCAACCAUGCACCUUGGCCCUGGGAACUGUUGACAUUCAGGGAUGUGGUCAUUGAUUUCUCUGAAGAGGAAUGGGAAUGCUUGGGGCCUGCUCAGCGGAAUUUAUACAGAGAUGUGAUGCUAGAGACCUACAGAAACCUGGUCUUCCUGGGUCUUAUUGUCUCUAAACCAUAUUUGCACACCUUCCUCUGGAGUAAAGGAGAGACAUGGAGUUGCUCACCUCUUUCUAAACACAAGUACCAUAGCAGUGAUCAACACUACAAAUUUAAAGAAUGUGGCAAAACUUUUAAUCAACAACCACCCCAAGUUAAGUACCACAGAAUUCAUACUGGAGAGAAUCCCUACAAGUGUGAAGAAUGUGGCAAAUGCUUUAAAAAUCACUCAACCCUUUUCAAACACCUGAGAUGGCAUAGCAGAGAGGAAACCUAUAAAUGUAAAGAAUGUGGAAAAGUUUGUACGAGUUUUUCAACUCUUACUCAACACCAAACUAUUCACACAGGAGAGAAGCUCCACAAAUGUGAAGAGUGUGGCAAAAAUUUUACUCAAAGAGCAUACCUUACCCAACACCAGAGAAUUCACACAGGAGAGAAGCCCUACAAAUGUGAAACAUGUGGCAAAGCUUUUAAUCGAAGAUCACACCUUACUCAACACCAGAGACUUCAUACUGGAGAGAAGCCCUACAAAUGUGAAGAAUGUGGCAAAGCUUUUAUAGAUCAUUCAUACUUUACCAAACACCAGAGAAUUCAUACUGGAAAGCACCCCUACAAAUGUGAAGAAUGUGGCAAAGGUUUUAAUCAAAGUUCACACCUUACUCAGCACCAGAGUAUCCAUACUGGAGAGAAGCUCUACAAAUGUAAUGAAUGUGGGAAAGGCUUUAAUCUAAGAGCAUGUCUUACUCAACACCAGAAAAUUCAUACUGGAGAGAAGGCCUACAAAUGCGAAGAAUGUGGAAAAGCUUUUAUUCAAAGAGGGAACCUUAUACAACACCAGAGAAUUCAUACUGGAGAGAAGCCCUACAAAUGUAAUGAGUGUGGGAAAUGUUUUACUCUAAGAACAUGUGUUAUUAGACACCAGAGAAUUCAUACAGAAGAGAAGCCCUACAAAUGUGAAGAAUGUGGCAAAGAUUUUAAACUAAGGGCAUGCCUUAUUCAACACCAGAGAUUUCAUACUAAAGAGAAGCCCUACACAUGUCAAGAAUGUGGGAAAAAUUUUAAUCUAAGAGCAUGCCUUACUCGACACCAGAAAAUUCAUACUGGAGAGAAGCCCUACAAAUGUAAUGAAUGUGGCAAAGCUUUUAAUCGAAGAUCUCGACUUACAAUGCACCAGAGACUUCACACUGGAGAGAAGCCCUACAAAUGUGAAGAAUGUGGCAAAACUUUUAAUCGAAACUCAAAUCUCACAAAACACCAGAUAAUUCACACUGGAGAGAGGCCCUACAAAUGUGAGGAAUGUGGGAAAGGUUUUACUCAAAAAUCAUGCCUUAGUCGACACCAGAGAAUUCAUACUGGAGAGAAGCCCUACAAAUGUGAAAAAUGUGGGAAAAGUUUUAAUCUAAAAGCACAUCUUACUCGACACCAGAGAGUUCAUACUGGAGAGAAGCCCUACAAACGUGAAAAAUGUGGGAAAGCUUUUGUUAAUGUUUCUACUCUUACCAAACACCAGAGAAUUCAUACUAGAAAGCAUCCCUACAAAUGUGAAGAAAGUGGCAAAGGUUUUAAUAAAAGUUUACAGCUUAAUCAACACCAUACAAUUCAUACUGGAGAGGAGCUCUACAAAUGUAAAGAAUGUGGCAAAGGUUUCACUCAGAAAGGAAGUCUUACUCAACACCAGCGAGUUCAUACAGGAGAGAAGCCCUACAAAUGUGAAGAAUGUGGGAAAGGUUUUACUCAGAGAGGAAGCCUUACUCAACACCAGAGGAUUCAUACUGGAGAGAAGCCCUACAAAUGUGAUGUAUGUGGCAAAUGUUUUACUAAAAGAAGUUACCUUACUCAUCACCACAGGAUUCAUACUGGAGAGAAGCCCUACAAAUGUAAUGAGUGUGGCAAAGCUUUUAAUAAAAGAGAUCAACUUAGAAUGCACCAUAGAAUUCAUAGUGGAGAGAGACCCUACAGUUGUGAAACAUGUGGCAAAGGUUUUACUCAAAGAUCAUGCCUUACUCAACACCAGAGAAUUCAUAGGAGAGAGAAGCCCUACAAUUGUGAAACAUGUGGAAAAGGUUUUGCUCAAAGAUGUUACCUUGCUCAACACCAGAAAAUUCACAGUAUAGAGAAGCUCUACAAAUGUAAUGAAUGUGGGAAAGGCUUCACUCAUAAAGGGAGCUUUACUGAACACCAGCGGAUUCAUACAGGAGAGAAGCCCUUCAAAUGUGAAGAAUGUGGGAAAGGUUUUACUCAUAGAGGAAGCCUUCUUCAACACCAGAGAAUUCAUACUGGAAUAAAGCCCUACAAAUGUGAUGUAUGUGGCAAGUGUUUUACUAAUAGAAAUUAUCUUCCUCAACACCAGAGGAUUCAUACUGGAGAGAAGUCCCACCAAUGUAAUGAGUGUGGCAAAGCUUUUAAUAAAAGAGAUCAACUUACAAAACACCAGAGAAUUCAUAGUGGAGAGAAGCCCUACAGUUGUGAAACAUGUGGCAAAGGUUUUAUUCAAAGAGCAAAGCUUACUCAACACCAGAGGAUGCAUACUGGAGAGAAGCCCUACAAAUGYGAAGAAUGUGGGAAAUGUUUUAUUAUGAGAGCACACCUUACUCAACACCAGAUAAUUCAUACUGGAGAGAAGCCCUACAAAUGUGAGGAAUGUGGGAAAUGUUUUACUAUGAGAGCACACCUUACUCGACACCAGAUAAUUCAUACUGGAGAACCCUACAAAUGUGAAGAAUGUGGCAAAGGUUACUCUCACAGACAGUACAUUACUCGACACCAGAGAAUUCAUAGUGGAGAGAAGCCCUAUGAAUGUGAAGAAUGUGGGAAAUGUUUUACUAUGAGAGCACACCUUACUCAACAUCAGAUAAUUCAUACUGGAAAGAAGCCCUACAAAUGUGAAGCAAGUGGCAAAGGUUUUACUCAAAGAGCAUGCCUUCUUCAACACCAGGGAAUUCAUACCUGA
Molecule: messenger RNA, 3858 nt
Organism: Urocitellus parryii (Arctic ground squirrel)
Lineage: Eukaryota; Metazoa; Chordata; Mammalia; Rodentia; Sciuridae
Source: RefSeq, a predicted model, not a curated record